AGAGAGAGAGAGAGAGAAAGAGAGAGAGAGAGAGAGGAGGAAGCCCAGAAAUGGAUUCAGCCACAACGUCGUGGAUUGUGGAGAAACUGAAGCUCACCCCCAACCCGGAAGGUGGGCUUUACUCGGAGACCUUCAGGGACACUUCUGUUCUCCUCUCCAGAUCUCAGCUUCCACCUCGAUACAAGGUCGAUCGACCUGUGAGCACAUCCAUCUACUUUAUGCUGCCAGCGGGGAGCGUGUCGCGCCUCCACCGUAUUCCUUGUGCUGAGACCUGGCAUUUUUAUCUGGGAGAACCUCUCACGGUAUUGGAGUUGAAUGAGAAAGAUGGAAGUGUCAAAUUAACCUGCAUUGGUUCCGACCUGGUUGGAGACAAUCAGCAACCACAGUACACAGUGCCUCCAAAUGUAUGGUUUGGUUCGUUUCCAACGAAAGACUAUACCAUAUCUCCAGAUGGCUCCGUGCUCAAAGCUGCCCCGAGGGAUGCAGAGAAACACUACUCUCUGGUGGGUUGUACUUGCGCACCGGCCUUUCAGUUCCAGGACUUCGAGUUAGCUAAGCGGUCCGAGCUUCUUUCUCGGUUCCCCAACUUGGAGCCUAUGCUCUCUAUUCUCACUCUGCCUGAUUGAGAAUUCACUCCCCAUUCUGUAGCUUGUUGAGAUGGUGGGUACAUCUCCCAUGUAUGAGGAGAUGAUGUGUUCUUAUACAUUUGAUACUCGACAGAAUAAAGGAAUCUUGCAAUAGUCUGACUUAAUUUUGAUGCGUGAUUGCAUUCAUCACUCGUGCUAUGUGUAAUGAAUUGCACGGCUCUGUUCAGCUGUAUAUACAUGAAUUGGUUCGUAAAUUCAUCAGCUAUGACUCA
This is a messenger RNA of Rhodamnia argentea, 859 nucleotides long. RefSeq lists its product as uncharacterized. The transcript has 3 exons. Bases 51 to 626 code for a protein of 191 amino acids. NCBI's taxonomy places the organism in Eukaryota, Viridiplantae, Streptophyta, Magnoliopsida, Myrtales, Myrtaceae. The record is from RefSeq and is a predicted model, not a curated record. Gene Ontology annotation, cellular component: intracellular anatomical structure.